AUGGGCUUUGGAGAGGACCUGCGGUGCCCUCAGGCACAUACGGCUGUCAUGCGGCUGCUGGACUCGGAGCUUCAUCUGAUGGAGGUCAUGAAGAAGUGGAUGGGUCAGCGGGCUAAGAGUGAGCGGGAGUUUUCAGUGCAGCUGCACCACAUGGCUGCCAUGGCAGAGAAGCUGGAACGGCCUCAGCCCGGUACAGGACUGGACUACAUCAGCCAGCUCAACCAGUCGUGGGGAGUGCUGGUCUCUCAGACGGACUUCCUCAGUCAGGUGAUGAAGAAGCGCUCUGAGGAUCUGCUGGAUGGUCCCAUCAGCAAACUGACGCUGCUCAUCAGAGACAAACAGCAGCUCCGCAAAACCUACGCGGAGCAGUGGAACCUGCUUAGGCAGGAGCUCAGCAAGGUAACCCAGACAGAGCUGGAGAGGCUGAAGAGCAGCUACAGACAGGCGGUGAGAGAUGCAGCUCAGGCCAAGAGGAAGUACCAGGAGGCCAGUAAAGAUAAAGAGCGAGACAAAGCUAAGGAGCGUUAUAUAAAGGCUUCAGUGAAACUCUACGAGCUGCAUAAUGAGUACGUGCUGUCUGUGCAAGCUGCUCAAGUUUACCAUCAGCACCACUACAGUCAGAUCCAGCCUGCCCUGCUCAGUGCACUGCAGACUCUGCAGCAGGAGAUGGUGCUCAUACUAAAGGAGAUCCUGCAGGAGUAUUUCGACAUCUCCACUCUCCUCCAUCAUGAAGUGGUGCGGAUCCACAGAGAGAUAUCCUCUGCUCUGACAGCCAUCGAUCCUCACAGAGAAUAUGAAAGCUUCAUCCAACAAAACAGGUCUGUAGGGGAGACUCCUGCGUGUGCAGAGUUUGAUUGCAGCCUUCUGGAGGACAAUGUACAGCUAGAUCCCAGAGGGAUUGAACUGAACGACCUCACGCUUGAGACAGUGCAGCACAAACUGACUGCAAUAGAGGAGGAGCUGUUAAAUCUGGCUCGGACUCUGGGCUCCCAGCAGACCUCUGUGGAACAGCUGGAGUUGGAGCUGGAUGCAGAGCGGGAAGGUGUCAAGAAGGGCCAGAGGGUCUACCAGUUCAGCAAGAGACAUGCGAUGGAGGAGUGCCGGCAGCAGGUUGCUUUGUCCCAGGGUGUGAGAGUGAAGCUGGAGGUUCAGAGGCUUCUUCUGAAGGAGAAACUGGACCAGCUGGGCUCCAAAGAACCUCCCUCUGCUCUGAAGUUGGACCCAGACGCCGUCUCAGAUUCGUCCAACUCAAACAAUGAUCACAGCCCAAAUCCUUCCAAACUCCUCAUGGACGGGAUCAAAAACAAUCUGAGUGGCCUGUUUAAACCCAGAUGGGAGGUGCUUCCGGCUCUCACCCCAGUGCUGGACGUGGAUCGUCCUCUGGGACAGCAGGGCUGGUACCACGGAGCAAUUCCCAGACCGGAGGUCCAGCAGCUGCUGAAGAAUGACGGAGACUUCUUGGUGAGGAAGAGUCAAGAGAAACACGGUUAUGUGCUCUCUGUGCAGUGGGAAGGAUCCUGCAAGCAUUUCCUUAUUCAGAGCAUGGAUAAUCUGUAUCGUCUGGAUGGAGAAAGCUUCAGCAGUAUCCCGCAGCUGAUCCAUCAUCUGCUGUCCUCACGACAACACGUCACCAAGAGGUCUGACAUAGUGCUGAAGAAACCUAUACUGAAGGACAAGUGGGUCCUGGAACAUGAUGAUAUUAUCUUGGGACCCCUCAUUGGACGGGGCAACUUUGGAGAAGUGUACAGCGGCCGUUUACGCUCUGAUAGCACUCCUGUAGCAGUGAAGUCCUGUAAAGAGAACCUGGCCCCAGAGCACAAGAGUAAGUUCCUGAUGGAAGCCAGGAUCCUGAAGCAGUACGACCAUCCUAACAUUGUGAAGCUGAUAGGAGUGUGCACUCAGAAGCAGCCGAUCUACAUCAUCAUGGAGCUUGUUCAAGGUGGUGAUUUUCUCACCUUCUUACGGCAUGAGAGUCACAAUCUGAGGCCAAAGAUGUUGGUCAAAAUGACAGAAAAUGUAGCAGCGGGUAUGGAGUUCCUGGAGAGCAAGAAGUGUAUCCACAGGGACCUGGCAGCGAGGAACUGUCUUGUUGCAGAGCACAACGUGGUGAAGAUCAGUGACUUUGGGAUGUCCCGUCAGCAAGAUGACGGUGUCUACUCUGCAGAGGGUGGCCUCAGACAGAUUCCUGUCAAAUGGACGGCUCCUGAGGCCCUGAACUAUGGCCGUUAUACCAUGGAGAGUGAUGUCUGGAGCUUUGGUGUCUUGCUGUGGGAGACCUUCUCCAUGGGGAUGACGCCCUACACGAGCAUGACCAACCAACAAACACGCGACGAGGUGGAGAAAGGAUACCGUAUGCCUGCUCCACACGGCUGCCCCGUGGAAAUCUCCAGGAUUAUGAACAGCUGCUGGCAGUACGAGCCCAGAAAUAGACCGUCCUUUAAGAAACUGCGCGCUGACCUUAGUGCCAUAUACAACAAAAUUACAUAAUACAAGCCUGUUGACUGGGGUUUUUAUUAUUUGUCUGUUUGUUUUGUAAUUUCUGUCCUUCAGAAAAUAUGUUAGUCAUUAUGAAUACUGGAACAUAUCUCCAAAGUGAGAACAAACUAUCAUUUGACCCUUUUAUGUUGUGGAAAUAAACCUGGAGUUUUGUAAAUAUCA
This is a messenger RNA of Epinephelus lanceolatus (giant grouper), 2658 nucleotides long. RefSeq names its product FES proto-oncogene, tyrosine kinase (gene fes). Gene Ontology annotation, biological process: peptidyl-tyrosine phosphorylation. Gene Ontology annotation, molecular function: ATP binding; non-membrane spanning protein tyrosine kinase activity. Lineage: Eukaryota; Metazoa; Chordata; Actinopteri; Perciformes; Serranidae. The record is from RefSeq and is a predicted model, not a curated record.